AUGCACUUCACCGCGUGCCUCUCCGCUGUCACGACGGUCUUCAUGAUGAGCCUCCCUACUCUCCUUCCACCUUGCUCUAGCAAACGACCACAGACUGAGCCGCGACUGCAGCAUGUACCACGACGGCGCAAAGCGCUGUUCGUAUUACCGCGGUGA
Molecule: messenger RNA, 156 nt
Organism: Alternaria arborescens
Lineage: Eukaryota; Fungi; Ascomycota; Dothideomycetes; Pleosporales; Pleosporaceae
Exons: 3
Coding region: 1-156 (51 amino acids)
Source: RefSeq, a predicted model, not a curated record